AAACCUAACAAACUUGACAGUUAAAACCGUACCAAAACCUCAAACAAAACCGAGAGCUUACCAAAAGCUAGCAAACGAUCAAACAAACAAAAACUCACCAAUACCAACACGAUCUACAUUCUACUCCUUUGCUCUUCUCCAAUCCAACCACUUUCCAAAUUCUUCUGCCUAUUCGAUUCCUUUGGGAUGCGAUUCUUCAGAAGAAUUGCAGGAUUGCUAGGGUUAGCUAGAGACAAUGGUUCCGAAGUAAAAGAAGGCGAAGAUGAAGUCGAUGAUAGUCUAGUCAAUAACCGCCCCAAUUUUCAAGAAACCGGUCUUCCUCGUAAAGGUUUUGGUGUCAAGGUACAAGUCCCUGUGGAACGGCCUCAGCAAGGUCCCGUUCUUGUCCCCUGUACUUCCGGCGACGGUGGCGUCCAGGGUUUAGGAUGGUAUGCAAAACGUCUCAGGAUAGAUGAAGAUGGAGAUGUAGCAGAUGAGUUCCUUGAUGAGGUCUCCUCACAUACAUCAGCCAGUAUGGAAGAGCAACAUAGGCCAUUGCCAACAUUCGAAGUAAGGUACAGUACCAGACCAGCUAUAGUGAAGAACCAGGUCUUGACGCCUGAUGGCAAAAUUCAGCAAUGUGUGGAAUACCAAGGUAGAUUGCAAUGGGUGUGAAGGACCUUUGUGAGCGUAUAGGUUUUACAUUCGAUACCAAAAGUAUGUUAACUUUAAUUCUUUUGGGUAUAUGAUCUUUCUACUAAGGUUGUGGAACCCUUUUGUACUGUUGUAGCGUCCUGUCGUGUUUGUGUUAAUUGUUUAAAAGGGUUUCCUCAACUACUUUAUUGGGGAUUUUGAUUGUACCUAUCAUCACUCAUAAUAUUUGCAAACUGUAGCUUUUCUCCAUAAUGCAAGAGUUCCAUGAACUAUCAACUGA
Molecule: messenger RNA, 913 nt
Organism: Pistacia vera
Lineage: Eukaryota; Viridiplantae; Streptophyta; Magnoliopsida; Sapindales; Anacardiaceae
Exons: 2
Coding region: 187-654 (155 amino acids)
Source: RefSeq, a predicted model, not a curated record